UUCUCGGGUGAGAGAGUACAGGAUUAGAUCUUUGGUGGAUCUUGUCACACAUACCAGAUCGCACCAGCUGUGUCGGCGGAUCGGCCUUGUUUGACUUGGGGGACUGGUGUGUGGUGCCCUCUUUGUGCCGAAGCGUACUCCUUCAACCAAAAAGCUUGCGUAGCGGCGACUAGAAGAGAGGAUUUGUCACGAUCUUCGUCGAUUUCUCACUGUUACCUCAACCAACAAGAGCCACUAAAUGCCUCCGCGAAUCACUUAGUUUUCUCCUCAUGUAUCGCAGUUUUGAACGUCGACCUUUGCGAGUUUGACGCGAGGCGUAACAAACCACACGUCGAAGGGAUUCGUCGCGAGAUGGAGAGAAGGAAACCCGGGUUAUGCGCGCACGAUGGCUGCGGUAUAUACGGAUCACUCUCGAAACCUGGAGAGAAAAGACGGUUCUGCUUAGGGCACGCACAAGGAGACAUGAUGAAAAUCCACAACAAAAAGUGUCAAGCAUCAGGUUGCAGUAAGCAACCGGUGUUCGGUAAGGAGGGCCAACAGGCGUCCAUGUGCGCGACGCACAAGUCGAACGGGAUGAGGAACGUGAAGAACAGGACAUGUGCCGACCCCUCGUGCAUGAAACAACCGUCAUAUGGCUUCAGUGGGGAGGCAAAGAAGUUUUGUGCGCCGCACAAGCUCGACGGUAUGAUCAACAUCAGGAGUCAGCACAGCCGGCGAUGUUCCUUCCCAGCUUGCACGAGGUCCCCGUUGUCCGGCUUUCCGGGGGGCACAAACCGUCGCUGCUCUCGACACCAGAGGAGGGCAUGAUCGCCGGUCCGACUCGGCAGGUCGGGAGAAAACGCUCAGCCAAGAGCGGGGAACAGAGCGCAAAACCGGUCGUGUCGCCCGCGGCCCCUUCCGACGAAAGCUACGACAACACUGAAGAGGCGGCCAGGGACUGGGGUACGCAGCCUAAGAGGAAACGCGUGGCCGAGACCCCCACCCCCGCCUAUGCCCCCGCCCCCAACGACGCCGAG
Molecule: messenger RNA, 1016 nt
Organism: Ectocarpus sp. CCAP 1310/34
Lineage: Eukaryota; Phaeophyceae; Ectocarpales; Ectocarpaceae
Source: the annotation of a GenBank genome assembly